This is a messenger RNA of Chanos chanos (milkfish), 1211 nucleotides long. Its product is annotated as B-cell linker protein. Gene Ontology annotation, biological process: cell surface receptor protein tyrosine kinase signaling pathway; intracellular signal transduction. The record is from RefSeq and is a predicted model, not a curated record. The transcript has 16 exons. Bases 1 to 1158 code for a protein of 385 amino acids. Lineage: Eukaryota; Metazoa; Chordata; Actinopteri; Gonorynchiformes; Chanidae.
AUGAUAGCCUCUAUGGAGAUGGUUUUGAAGCUGACAGACCGAAACAGCGGACCUCCACCUCCUCCGAAGAGAACAGAGAACAGCGCUCCUGCAUAUGGGGGAGGUUGGCCAGAGGAUGAAUUUGAUGAGGAAGAAGAUGGUGACACAUAUGAGCCUCCACCUUGUGAACGCGCCAUUAAGAAAGUUCCUCCUCGUCCUAUAGAAGAAAACGUGUAUUUGGGUCUUCCGGAGAGGAAUACAAACCCUGCUAUUCCCUCAAGACAUGCCAUCCCACCCCCGCGACCUGCCAAGUUCACUCCCAUGAACAAAACCCAGAGGCCAGAUCCACCAGCUGACCCAGAAGAGUUCUACAUUGAUCCAAAUGCCAGGAAACCUCCAGAGGUGGUGCGUAAAGAUAAGCCAGGGAAGAAACCUGGCCAGAGGAAACCCCCACCGAUGAGACCACCUCUCACUACUCAGGAGGAAGCGUGCCCACCGGUUCCCCGCAAUGCCGUACCCCUCCCUGGAAAGACUAUGAGAGAUCCACCUCCACCUAUAAUGAAGCCACUUGUGCCACGAGCCAGUUCUGUGAGUGAUGUGCUCUCUUUCAGCUCUGGCCUAUCCGCAGACCCUAAAUCAGCUGUUCCUCCAGAGGUGAAGCGUUCAGGCUUUCCAGGCAAAAUGCCUCCCCCUACACCGAUUACUAAACCUCCUCUGCCCAGUGGACUGAAGGAGCCCAAACCCAGCCCGCCGCCCCCUCCUUCAGUGGGUAACGGAGGUCCAGUCUCCCCAAAGUCAACACUACAGAAUGCAGGAGAGGAGUCCCAGCUUCAAGACAGGGAGUGGUUUGCUGGAAACUGUGACCGCAAGACAGCAGAAGACAUUUUACUAAGAGUCAAUAAGGACGGUUCAUUUCUCGUGCGACGGAGUUCUGCUCAGAACGCACGACAGCCCUUCACGCUGGUGGUACUAUACAGACAAAAAGUCUACAAUAUCCCCGUACGCUUCCUCGAGGACACAUGCAGUUAUGCGCUCGGCAAGGAGGGGAAAAAAAGUGAAGAGUUAUUUGGCAGUCUGACAGAGAUGAUUUCUUUCUAUAAUAAUAACCCUAUCCUACUGAUCGACAGCAAGAGCCAAGCCAAACACACCACCUACCUCACACACCCAAUUCGACCGUAACGCACGUGUGCAUGCGCACACACACACACACAAACACACACACACACACGCGC